GCACAGUCAAAUCAAAAGUGUAUUUAAAAAGUUAUUAGGUAUCGCCCUGUGCGGGUAUUCUCUUUCGGCAGAGAAGCCAGAUAAUUGAAGUGAACGAAAACAAUAACGCCGGGUGUGAAGAAUAUUCGUUUUGACAAGACUUAGUAGCGCCGUUAUUUAAUUUGUUACAUGUCAGGAAGAAGUAUUCACUGUUGUUGUUCCACUUACUAUUUUAAUGUGGUUCGCCUGGGGACGGGACGGGACGGGACGGGACAGGCCAGGCAGGGCAGGGGAGCGCUCUUUCCAGUCUCCGGCGGCCGGGCUUCCGCUUCUUGUCUCUCGGUCUGCAUCGCCUUACCGUGUUUCUCACCCAGCACACAGGUCAUCAUGACGGAGGAGUUCCCGUAUCCGCCCAGAGUCAUCGUACCGCCGGGCCUCAGGACUGUGCUGCUGGGGCUCGGCAGAGCUGUGCUCAGCGCACAGCCCGAAAGCAUCCCCCACUUCUCCGCUGUGUAUUUCUCAGAGCUCCUGCGAUUCAGGGCAGAAAAUCCACACGCCGAGAUAAGUGAGCUCGUGAGAGAAUUCCCUAUGCCGAAAGCGAAUCAGCUCACUGCUAAAAGGGUUCUGAAGACAGUGGACAAGAGGAGAGAUGCGUCAACGGAAGGUGCGGGAGGGAGCGCUGAGAGUUCCGGUCCUGAUUCCACCGAUAAGUCACCUAGUUCCGUGACUCUGGAUGAUUCUGAAAACAGCGACUCGGUUGGCAGCGGCAGGAAGACGAGAUUCCUGUCGUUACGAAAUAUGAUGAAAAAGGGGAAGAUCAGCAAUGGUGACAAUUGACACUAAAUAUUUUUGAGGAGCAGCUCCGCCUCGGUUGCACAUAAUCGAGGCAGCGGACGGGACAGUGGGUUGGAGAAAAGUCGAAUUCUAGAAUCCACAUUCACUGUAGAGUUUGUAAGCUUUCGUUGGCUUUUGUACAUUUCGACUUUAAUAGAGAUCCGUUGCUUGAAUUCACAACAAAAAUAUACUCCUUUUGAUUUAUUCACUGACCACCCUUUUUUGAUAUUUGAUUCUCAUGAUUCUGCUUUAUAAAAGAACCAAUAACUGAAUCAUAGACAAAUUUCACUUUAACCCUAUUAUCCCUAAAAUAAAUCAGUGUCGGCACAAAUACGUAUAUAUAUAUAUAUAUUUUCCAGAAUUCUUUUUAAUAAACCUGAUCAUG
Scleropages formosus (Asian bonytongue) is the source of this 1198-nucleotide messenger RNA. RefSeq names its product calcium-binding tyrosine phosphorylation-regulated protein-like. The transcript is spliced from 3 exons. The coding region runs from base 169 to 816 and encodes 215 amino acids. Gene Ontology annotation, cellular component: sperm fibrous sheath; cytoplasm. Gene Ontology annotation, biological process: sperm capacitation. NCBI's taxonomy places the organism in Eukaryota, Metazoa, Chordata, Actinopteri, Osteoglossiformes, Osteoglossidae. Gene Ontology annotation, molecular function: calcium ion binding. The record is from RefSeq and is a predicted model, not a curated record.